This is a messenger RNA of Lathyrus sativus (Indian pea), 882 nucleotides long. NCBI's taxonomy places the organism in Eukaryota, Viridiplantae, Streptophyta, Magnoliopsida, Fabales, Fabaceae. The record is from the annotation of a GenBank genome assembly.
AUGGAAGUAUCCAACUCCCGUAUUCAAAGCUCCAAACGUAAGUUUGACGACACCGUUUCAUCAUCAUCCAACGGCGUCGAUCUAUCCCUUCUUGAAGCAAUUAAGAAAUCACAAACCACCAUAGAAGCAGUAGACAGCCGAACCCUAAAGAAGCUCGUUCUCUCCUUCGAACGCCGGUUGAAGGAAAACAUUGAAGCACGACUCAAGUACCCUAACCAACCCGAUCGAUUCGCGGAUUCGGAACUGGAGCUCCACGAAGAGCUUCACAAGCUCAAAGUCCUCGCCGGAGCACCGGAGCUUUACCCUGACCUAGUUAGUCUCAAUGUUGUUCCGUCAAUUGUUGAUUUGCUUAACCACGAUAACACCGAUAUUGCUAUUGAUGUUGUUCAGCUUCUUCAAGACCUAACGGAUGAGGAUGCCCUUGACGAAAACGAUGAGUCUGCUAGGGUUCUUGUUGAUGCUAUUAUUGAUAAUAGUGCGUUGGAGCUUUUGGUGCAGAAUCUUCACUGUUUGUCUGAGUCUGAUCCUGAUGAGAAUGCGGCUAUUUAUAAUACGCUUGCUACGAUUGAGAAUUUGAUUGAGGGGAAACCUACUGUGGCGGAGUUGGUAUGCGAGAAGACGAAGUUGUUGAAGUGGUUGUCGGGGAAGAUUAAGGUGAGGGAGUUUGAUGGGAAUAAACAGUAUGCGUCAGAGAUUUUGGCGAUUUUACUACAGAGUAGUUAUGUGAAUCAGAAGAAAUUGGGGAAGAUGAAUGGUGUGGAUGUGGUGCUUCAGGCUGUGGCGAUGUAUAAGUCGAAGGAUCCUAAGAGUUUUGAUGAGGAGGAAAUGGUGGAGAAUUUGUUUGAUUGUUUGUGUUGUUUGUUGAUGCCUUUGGGAGAAUAA